Molecule: messenger RNA, 1215 nt
Organism: Exophiala spinifera
Lineage: Eukaryota; Fungi; Ascomycota; Eurotiomycetes; Chaetothyriales; Herpotrichiellaceae
Exons: 5
Coding region: 1-1215 (404 amino acids)
Biological process (GO): secondary metabolite biosynthetic process
Molecular function (GO): FAD binding; monooxygenase activity
Source: RefSeq, a predicted model, not a curated record
AUGGCGCCUCUCGUCGUACAGAUCGGAGCCGGUAUCCAAAUACCGCCAAACGCCAGCAGGGUCCUCCAGGCCUUGGGUAUUCUGCCAAAGACCGCUGCCGUUGCUAAUAACGUCAAGAGUCUGCAAAUGAGGCGAUAUAAAGAUGGGAAACUACUCGUUGACAGACCUAUCCGUUAUCCAACCCCGUGGCUAGUGAUUCACAGAGCCGAUUACCACCAAGUCCUCAUGGACGCGGCCAGGGAUCUGGGGGUGGAAAUUAGGCUGGAUGCCAAAGUGCACCACGUCGACUUCGAAACCGGCCAGGCGCACCUGGAGAAAGGUGAGGUGAUUGAGAGUGAUGUUAUCAUUGGAGCCGACGGUCUAUGGUCGAGUACUCGCGGCGCCAUGCUCGGCCACCAGUCGGAGCCUUUCGAGACGGGUGACCUCGCUUAUCGGGCGACAUUUAGUCGUGACCAGCUCCAAGAUCUGGAUGACCCGCGAAUAACGGCUUUGCUCCAGGUCGAGGGUGUCACGCUGUGGAUGGGCCCAGAGAAACACUGCGUCUUCUAUCCGGUACAGAACGGGAAACAACUCAACAUGGUGCUCCUCAGGCCUGAUAAUCUGGCGACCGGCGUACGAACUGAGCAGGGAGAUAUUGGGGAGAUGAGGAAGACCUUCGAAGAUUGGGACCCUGUACUUUCGAAGAUCAUCAGUUGCGUGCCUUCGGUGUUGAAGUGGAAACUGAUGCACCACGACGAGCUCAAGCAAUGGGUCAAGGGCAGUGUCGCACUCCUGGGAGACGCCUGCCAUCCCACCUUGCCGUACCAAGCCCAAGGAGCCGCCAUGGCCGUUGAGGAUGGAGCUAUCAUCGGUCAACUGCUGACUCAGUUGAACGCCUUCCUGUCGACGCAGCAGCUGACUCCCGCUGACCGUGCCGCACGCGUGAAUGAUGUUCUGAAGCUGUACGAGUCUGCCCAGAAGGAGCGAACCACCACAAACGUCAGAGGAGCCAUCAACAACAGGCAUUUCUACCACCUGCCCGACGGGACCGAGCAGAAGGAGCGUGAUGAAAUGCUGGCAAGGCACACGUGGACAAACGAGUCAUCAAAGUAUCUAUGGUGUGAUACAGCCUACAACCAUCAAUUGCUGCUGUCUGAUGUGCUCGAGAAUGCGCGCAAGGCGUUUGAGUCAUGGAAGAGAGACCAAGGGCCCGGCAGCAACACGGCGAGGCUCUGA